AUGGCCAAAAAGCGCAAAGCACCCUCCUUCGCUCGAUCCGAAGAACUCCCCUUCACCACCAAUCCGGACAUCGAGGCGCAUGCCCCUUCGCGGAAACGCAUCACGACAUUCGAAGAUGUCGCCGACUCGGAUGAUGAGUUCCACCUUGGGCGCGAUGCGAUUUUGCUAGACGAGGGGCCGGAGGCGAAGAGGAGGCGGAAGGUGAUGGAGGAGGAGGCGUUUCUUGAGGAGGAGGGGGAGGAGGUUUUGGGGGUUGAGGAUGAGGAUGAUGAGGAAGAGGAGGAUGAGGAGGUGGAUGGUUCUGAUGGGAGUGGAGAUGAGCGCAGUGAGCAUGAGGAAGACGCCCUGGGUUGGAGCACUGCCAAGGACGAUAUCUAUGGUGCCGAUGAGAUUGAGACGGAAGAGCAGGCGUUGGAGGAAGAGGCGGAGGCGUUGCGGUUGCAGCGGAAGCAGUUGCAGGCUUUGACUGCUGCGGAUUAUGGCUUUGAUGAGGGAGAGUGGAAAGGGGAGGCGGACGAGGAAGAGGAGGAUGCUGAUGCUCGUGUGGUGACGGAGACUUUGCCGCAGCUGCAGGUUGGGAAGGACAUGCUGCCUGCGGAGCGAUUGAAGUUGCUGCAUUCCCGCUACCCGGAGUUUGAGCCGUUGAGCAACGAGCUGUUGCAGAUUCUCGCCGAGCAGAGAAUUCUGAGCAGAGACAUCGUGUGGUGGAGGAAGCAAUACACGGAAGACUCUGCGCCGAAUCUGACGGCGAAGAUCCGAGCGGCUUCUGCUUAUGCUGGGGCUUUGACGAUGUACUUUGCCCUUUUGACCUCCCCUGCAGCGGAGGGAGAUCCUCAUGCUACGGCUUUGUCUGCCGUACGACUGCGAGAUCACCCGGUCAUGGACGCGUUGGUACGUUGCAGAGAGCUAUGGUCCCGCGCAAAAGACCUGCCCAUCGAUGCCGAACCGGUUCAGACAAGCCGCCAAGUUUUGUCUGGCACUAACGACGAAGUCGUCUCGAAGAAGAAGUCGAAGAAGAAUAACAAGGCCGUCCCGGUCAAGAAAAGUCGAGCUGAGAAGCAUGCGGAAGCCACACGCAAAGCUGCAGAAGCACGAAAAGCCGAGCGGAUGGAGAAGGUCGAGGCCGAUCUAAUGGACCUGGACAGCUUGAUCAAAGGCUCUCGGAAGACCAGAUCUAAGCGACCAGCCAACGACGCAGAUUCAGACAUCGGAGACGAGACGCCACUGACAGCACAAGAGCUGGCCGAAAAAGCCAAGAAAAAGAAGAGUCUGCGCUUCUACACCUCGCAGAUCGCGCAAAAGGCCAACAAGCGUGGCGCCGCAGGACGAAACGCAGGUGGAGACGACGACAUCCCGCAUCGCGAACGUUUGAAGGACCGACAAGCGCGUCUGAACGCCGAAGCGGAGAAACGCGGGCAGCGCAACACUCAGCCCAGCGCCGCGGAUCUAGGCGGCGACAGCGAUGAGGAAGACGCGAAGCAAGCCCAAGCUAUUCGCGCGACCGCAGGCGGCGACGACGACGGCUACUACGACCUCAUCGCCUCUCGCACCGCGCGUCGCAAAGCGGACAAAGCAGCUCUCACCGCCGCACAGAAACAAGCGGCCGAGAGCGGCGGGCGCGUUGUGCCUGAGGAAAUCGUGGGCGUGGACGGCAAGCGGAAGAUCACGUACGCGAUUGAGAAGAACAAGGGCCUCACGCCGCAUCGGAAGAAGGAGGUGCGCAAUCCGCGGGUCAAGAAGAGGAAGAAGUAUGAUGAGAAGAAGAAGAAGUUGGCUUCGACGCGGGCUGUGUUUAAGGGUGGGGAGGGGAGGGGUGGAUAUGGGGGUGAGUUGACGGGGAUCAAGGGCGGGUUGGUGAGGAGUGUGAAGUUGUGA
Neohortaea acidophila is the source of this 1875-nucleotide messenger RNA. Its product is annotated as Sas10 C-terminal domain-containing protein. The record is from RefSeq and is a predicted model, not a curated record. Bases 1 to 1875 code for a protein of 624 amino acids. Gene Ontology annotation, cellular component: small-subunit processome; nucleolus. The transcript has a single exon. Gene Ontology annotation, biological process: maturation of SSU-rRNA from tricistronic rRNA transcript (SSU-rRNA, 5.8S rRNA, LSU-rRNA). NCBI's taxonomy places the organism in Eukaryota, Fungi, Ascomycota, Dothideomycetes, Mycosphaerellales, Teratosphaeriaceae.